Molecule: messenger RNA, 268 nt
Organism: Rotaria sp. Silwood1
Lineage: Eukaryota; Metazoa; Rotifera; Eurotatoria; Philodinida; Philodinidae
Source: the annotation of a GenBank genome assembly
UUCAUCAUCAUCAUCAUCAUCGGAAUCGUCGAAUGUUGAUAAUAAACAUCAAUCCGUAAAUGAUAGCAUAAAAAUAAUGAAGGCAAAUGAAAGACGAAACAAAUUUCGUAUAUUGGCUCGUACACUUGAUACAUUAGCAAAUAUUGAUCCAUCAUUAGAUUCAACUUUAUACAACAAACAAUUAGAAAUACAAUGUAUCACUACUCUAGUACCUUUAAUACGACAAAUUAAAUCAGAACCAUUUGAAAUCAAAGAUCAUCAUUAUUAA